Molecule: messenger RNA, 453 nt
Organism: Mesitornis unicolor (brown roatelo)
Lineage: Eukaryota; Metazoa; Chordata; Aves; Mesitornithiformes; Mesitornithidae
Gene: DCPS
Product: decapping enzyme, scavenger
Exons: 5
Biological process (GO): deadenylation-dependent decapping of nuclear-transcribed mRNA
Cellular component (GO): nucleus; P-body
Molecular function (GO): hydrolase activity; RNA 7-methylguanosine cap binding
Source: RefSeq, a predicted model, not a curated record
AUGAGGAACUUUGUGAAGUUCAACACAGACAGAUUAUUGAGAACCAUACUCUAUGUGGAAAGGGACCUGCGGGUCUUGGUGGAGAUAAAAACCACCGUUGUGUACCCUGCCACGGAGAAACACCUCCAGAAAUACCUGCGCCAAGAGGUGCACCUCAUCCGCGAAACCUGGGAGGAUUACGAGGCCAUAACGCUGCCCUUCAUCCAGUCCCAGAGCUUCAGCAUCCAGUGGGUGUACAAUAUCCUGGAGAAGAAAGCUGAGGCCGACCGAAUCGUCCAUGAAAACCCCGAUCCACACGACGGCUUUGUUUUAGUCCCAGAUUUCAAGUGGAAUCAAAACCAGCUGGAUGACCUCUACCUGAUAGCCCUUGUUCAGCGCCGCGACGUCAAAUCGCUCCGCGACCUCACCGCCGAGCACCUCCCGCUGCUGAGGAACGUCCUGCGAGAAGGGAAG